Molecule: messenger RNA, 5167 nt
Organism: Polistes dominula (European paper wasp)
Lineage: Eukaryota; Metazoa; Arthropoda; Insecta; Hymenoptera; Vespidae
Gene: cnn
Product: phosphodiesterase 4D interacting protein centrosomin
Biological process (GO): regulation of mitotic cell cycle spindle assembly checkpoint; chromosome segregation; establishment of mitotic spindle orientation
Cellular component (GO): pericentriolar material; mitotic spindle pole; microtubule organizing center
Molecular function (GO): gamma-tubulin binding; microtubule binding
Source: RefSeq, a predicted model, not a curated record
UUUGGCUAACAAAGACGAUCGUCCGUCGUUUCAGUUCCGAUUCGUCUUGUCGAUCGGACUUAUUCUUCUUCUUCUUCUCCUCUCUUUUAUCGCUUCCCUUCACCCUUUGUUUUUAUUCUUCUCGAAAAGAAAGAAACAAAUAAGAAAAAAUAUAUGUGAGCAGCAAAUCAAAUUCGCGCGUAAGAAGAUAAUCAAAGUGAUAUCGUGUGACGUAGAUGUGUAAAAAGAAAAGAAGAAAAAAAAACCUAAAAAGAAAGAGAGAGAAAAAAAAGUAUUUCGAUUAGGUGUUCCGUUCUUGUGGCAUGGGAUGUAGUAGGUCAAGGUUAGAUCUUCCGUCGAUCUCGCAAAACAACGAGGAUAGACCCAUCAGGAUCGAGAUUAAAUUCGGUACAAAUUCAAAGUCAUCUGGUAAAAAUUCUCCUGUUAGCGGUGUCGUCGAAGGUGUACCAGGGAUGGCAUCCGCAGGGGUUGGAAGAACGAUGAAGGAAUACGAAGAUCAGCUCGGUGCUUUAAAGAAAGAGAACUUCAAUCUUAAAUUGCGAAUAUAUUUUCUCGAAGAACGUAUGGGGAUUACUUCCGCCGACGAGGAUGCGAUUAAAAAGAACAUCGAGUUAAAGGUAGAAGUUGAGUCGCUUAGGAAGGAGUUGGCAGAGAAGCAGGAACUUCUUAGCCAAGCGGCUAAGGCAUUCGAGUUGAUUGAGGAACAAAAGGAGGUCUCCUCGCGGAAUCAAACACAAUAUGAGCAAUCUCUUGAAAAGGAGCGUGAAAGGAUCUUGCAAUUGGAAAAAGAACUCGAGGAAUAUCGGGAAAGAGCAACUACUGAUGCUUCCAUUUUUUACAAAGAAGCAUUUGGUGUUACGCCAGAGAAAGCUUUGGAAAAUGAAAAACUUCACCAAAUGGAAGAACUCGUUGAAUCGCUCGAGGCUGAGGUAAGACAAUUAAGUGAUAGCUUAGAAAAAGAACGUGAAUGGGCUCAAGAAUUGGAAAGCGAAAGGGAUGAAUAUAGAGAUCGUUUUGAAGCUGCAAUACAAAUGAGAGAAAAUUUGGUUACCGAAAGGCUACGAGAUAUCGAUGAAUUGAGAGAACAAGUUCGAGAAUUGGAGGAUCAAAUUUUUAAAAAAGAUACUAUCAUUCAGCAAUAUAAAAGUGAAAUAAGUGAAAAAGAUAGGGCGAUAAAGGAGAAGAACACGUUACUGGAAGAAAAGUGUAGGGCAUAUGAAGAUAUAUGUUCAGUUUCUGAUAGAAGAAAAAAACAGAUUGAUCAUUUGAAAACGUCCGUAAAAGCACGAGACGAUGCUCUGACUGAUCUAAAUAAUAAACAUCGUACUCUUUUAUCUCAGUUUGAAAACGGCUAUACAAAACGAUCACCGGUAAGCAGCCCCUCGACAGUAAAUCCAUUUAUAGAAUCCAUGUCGCCAAGGAUGGCACAAAAACUAACUUGUCUGCAGGGUUCAGCGAAUAACGAUAGCGCUGCGUUUGAACGGGAAGCAAACAAGGAAAGACUCAUUAAAGUAAAGUCGCCUACAAUCAUGAUGGCCAGUACGGAUGAAAAGGAAACUAAAGAGUUGGCAAAGGAAUUGCAAGAAAAGGAACUAGAGUUGAAGCGACAGGAGGAAGAAAAAAAACAGUUGAUCUUGAAAUUGUGUAACGUGCAAAAGCAAGUUGAAGUUACGGAUCAAAAAUUCAAAAAGAUGGAAGGUGAACAUCAAAAGGCUGUUAAGAUGAUCCAAGGAUUUAUGGAGAGGCAACAACAGUUGGAAGAUAGAAUAGCAAGAAAAGAACGGAAGAUAGAGGAAUUGGAGGCUGAAUUGAAUAGGUCAUCUGGAUACGAGGAUGUGAAAGCAAGAAGACGCGAUGGAUCUGCCAGAAAGGAUUACGGUGUUGAAAUUACUGAAAAUCCAGAACGUGAUGAUAAUAGCAAUCAGCAACGGUUUGAAGAAAUGGAAGCCAAAAUAAACGACCUGCGAGAUCAGAUAGAGACAAUCAAGGAGGAGAAACAUCGUCUGGAAAAGCAAAUACAGGUUGAAUCAGAGGAGUUACAGGAACGACUCAACGACAAAGAUCAACGAAUAGAAUUUUUAGAAAUAGAGAAGAAUACGAUGAAAGAAGAGUUACAAGACAAGAUCACUGAACUUGAUAAGUUGAAACAAGCGACUGUGGAAAUUCCCACCAACGAAUUUUUUGAGUCUUCGGAAUAUAAAAAAUUAAUUCAAGAACUAGAUCUACGUAACGCGGAAAUCGUUGAGAAAAAUCAGAAAAUCGAGCAGUUAAGCAAGGAGUUGCAAGUGAAGACACAUAAUCUUCAAAAAUUGGUGAAUACCGAGUUAUGGAGUAAAAACAAAGAAAUCGCCAAGCUACAUAAUCAUAUGACGGCAAACAAUCAAUUGGAUAGAAGUAGAAGCAAAACUGAUAUUCCUCAAGAAAGUGCUAGUACACAUUUUGCAACUCUUAUUAAGGAAUUAAGUGACAUUGGCAUUAAAGUAUCUUUUACCAACGAAAUCAUUCAAUUAAAUUACGUGAAUGGAAACGAGUCGAUAGACGUUAAAACAAUGACAGAAUAUAUUCAAACAUUGGUUGAAAAGAAAAACGAAUUGGAGAAAGAAGUGGAUUAUCUUAAUUGGUUGAAACUUGUCACAAAACCCGACAUAAAAGCAGAAAUUGAUGAAUGUGAGAAUGAAAGUGAAAGAACGAGAAAAUAUUGCGAAUUGUUACGCGCUCAUUUAAAGGAUCUCGUUAAAUUAAUGAAGGACAUUCUGAAGAACGCGAAUCAUCUUGAUACGAUUAAUAGUAACCAUAAUCAAAUCGUAUUGGACGUGCUCCUUAGUUCGAAUAUAUUUUCCGAUGAGUUUGCACAAGUUCUCGAAGAGAUGACCAAGCACGUUGUGAUCUUUGGUAAUAAUAAAAAUGCGAUUGAAAAUAACGAGAAAACAGACAAUGCUGUGAAAAAAAGUUAUUCCGAAAAUAUUUUGGAUUUACCGAAAAAUCAUACGACUACUCAAUCAGAUUCGGAAGCUUUCUCGGAACCUGAUAGAAUAGUAUCUAUGGCUAGAAUCGGUUUACAAGAAACUCAACACAAAUCUAUUAAUCGUUCAAGAUUUAGCAAACAUACGAAAACGUUUAGCGACUCGGAGGAUUCGAUGGAUUAUAUCCCAUAUCAUAAAACUUAUCAAGAUGAUUUACAUGAUCUGGACGCGAAUAAUCAUAUACAGGAACUGAAAGAAACAAAUAAUCUUUUAUAUUCUGAAUUGAGUGCUCUUAGAAACGAUCUUAAUACAAAAAUUUCCUAUGAUAUCGUAUUCGAUGAAAAGUUGGUACCGCUCAUUUUGAAACUUGAAAAGUCACAAAAAGUUUGCGAGAGAUUGCAAUCGUCUUUAGACAAGAGAAUACAUGAGUGCCAUGCUUUGAGAAAAGAGAGUAAACAGAACAGUAUACGUAAAGCACAACUUGAGAAAAAAAUAGUAGAAGUGGAGAGUAUGGUCGCUGAAAUGAGUAAACAAAAAUCUGAACUUCUGCAGUAUAAAGAAAACACAGAGAAGAAGACAGCUGAGAUGUUAAUGGUUCUUAAGAAAGAAAACGAGAGAUUGAGAUCCAAAAUCAGAACAAUGGAAGAAGAUAGCGAAACUGCCAAAGCAAAAAUAUCAGCCUUAACAAAAGAGUUGGAUCAUCUUACACUCUUACAUAGUCAAAUUCUCGUCGAAAAUACAAAAUUAACUAAUGAGAAAUUAAGACUUGAACAAGAAGUACGAAAAACUGAUAACAGAUACGAUGUGUCUGUUCGUUUAUUGCAAGAUAAAUUUAAUAAAGAGAUCUCAGAUUUGAAUCAAAUAAAUGAUUCCCAUAGAGCAAGAGUUGAAGAACUCGAAGCUACAAAUAAAGAACUUCGAAGACACGUUGCUGUUUGUGAAGCAAGCGAUUCUGCACCAAGCUCGAGUGGGGUUUCUUCGAUACCAACUGAUUCCACAUUAAAACAAGCAUGUGACGAAAUUAUUCAAGAAUACCAAAAUUAUAAUGCCUCGCAAUAUUGGCAUCCAAUAAAUUAUCAAACUCUCGGUGGACGAAGUAAAUCCAGUUGUUCGCCUGAUCUAGGCAUUGAAAGUGAUGCAACAAUUAACACAAUAAGACCACUACAAGAUACUUUGAAGAUUACCGAGUCAAUGACCAAUUUACUCAGCGAUGAAGAUAAUGGUAAUAGGAAUGCUGCUGCUCGAGAGGUAGACAGUGAUAGUCCAUUGCCAAUUGAAGCAAUUUUUGCUGGACAUAAAUAUAGUCUUGAUGAAAUAGAAACACUUAAACAAGAAAAUGAAACGCUGAAACGAAGGUUAAUGAAAACAAGAAGAGCUCUUGAAGAUACUUUUCAACACUUGUCAACAUCGAACAAGAACAAGAAGAAUGUAGAAAAGGCAAUCACCAAACAAUUGAUGAUUACGAAAAGUAUAUUAAAGAAAACAAGAACUUACGAUGAACCAUUUGAGAACUGAUAUGAACAAAAAUAUAUACAAAGACCGAAUUGAAUUAAAUAUGUCUGUAGAAGAGAAAGCAGAUACAAAAUGGACAAGGUUUUGUUUAACCAAUUUGCGUUAAUCUUUGAAUUGUCCACAUACACACAACACACAAAAACAUCGUGUUCAAUUUUAAUUGUUACAUAUUUUAGAAUCCAACUGCUAUACUAUUCUACAGACUUAUAUUGUUAAUUUUUUUAAUAAUGAAACAUUUCGAAGUGACACGUGUAAAUGUUACGAAUAUUACUAACAGCGAUAUUCUAUCAUUGUAAUUUUUGUAAAACACAAAAAAAAGAAACAAAAAAAUAAGUAUUUUCUUACUACAACGAAAUGUUUUCGAGAGGAAACGAAAAAAUGAAAAAACCAUUUAUGUGCUUUUUAAAAUACGCGACUGUAUAAUACGAUAUUUGUAUAUACUUAUGUAGAAAGAUUGCACGUAAAACAUUGUAUAAAUCCAUUUUGAUUUAUACUUUAGUGAUUUCUUUCUUUUUUUUUUUACAUGUUAAGUUCUUAGCAAGAAACUUAUUCUUUUUUCAAUUAAUUAUUUUAUCGAUUACAUGAAAUCACACGCGCGAAAAUUCAAAAAGGUGUGUUGUAUCAUUAUACGGCAUUUGUACAUAGAGUCUUCAUAAAUAAUAAAGUGCCAUUAAUAUUUGCGGUUUGAAAUA